Messenger RNA from Saccostrea cuccullata (small rock oyster), 2132 nucleotides. RefSeq lists its product as uncharacterized. The record is from RefSeq and is a predicted model, not a curated record. Gene Ontology annotation, molecular function: zinc ion binding. Lineage: Eukaryota; Metazoa; Mollusca; Bivalvia; Ostreida; Ostreidae. Bases 124 to 1791 code for a protein of 555 amino acids. The transcript is spliced from 2 exons.
AUCCGAAUCGGCUACAUUUAGGCAAGGUAUCAUUUCGAUCGUUUCUAGUAAAGAAAGUUAAAUGUUGACAUGUAAGGACUAAUUUUCCGAUUUAUUUUAUCCCUGCUUUAGGUGACUUUCAAAAUGUCAUUAUCGAAGCAAGUGGCUAUUCAAACGGUGUGUGAUUUCUGUGAAUCGGAAGUUAACGUCAAAUGGUUCUGCCGCGAUUGCGUCAAUAAUAUGUGUGUACAGUGUAAGCGUACCCACACAAAAAUCCCGCUUUGCAAAAGUCACGUGAUUUUGCCGAUCAAUGAGAGUCUCAUCGCUCCUAAAAAGCAAGCUACUGUUCACUCCCAUUGCACGGAGCAUGCGCAAGCCUGCCAAUUUCAGUGUCGCACCUGCAACAAAGAGAUAUGUGUUUUAUGUCUAACCACGACUCACAAAUCCCAUGAUUUCCUGGCACUUAAUGACCACAAUAAAAUCGUCAGAGAAAAUCUCUACCUUCUGUUGAACUCGAAAUCUAAAGAAGCCCAUGCCAUUUCUGACACGCUACAAACUCUGACGUCACACGAAAAAACGUAUGAUGAUUGGGUAAACCAGAAACUAAAGGAAGUUGAUGAAGUUUUCGAAAGUUUAUCAACGGAACUAGAGAGACUUCACAAGGAGAUUCACGAUAAAGUUGAACAGAAGAGAAGUAACGAUAUCGUUUCCAUGGAUAAACAGCACAAAAAGGCUUACGAUUUCAAAGACCGUCUGCAGUAUCAGGUACAGGUUCUAGGCCACGAGUUAGAUCAGUGCGGUGACCAUGACCUCUCAGAUCUGAAAAUCAAAAUCGAAACGGAGUGCAACAACCUCCGGGAAGACCUUACCCUAGACCUCCCAAAACUUCCGAUGCUGAGGUUAUUGCGGGAAGGAGAUGAACAUAGGGGCAUUCUGAUCAAAGUCCUCUCAAAAAUCAUGAAAACUGACCUUUUCAAUCUGCAGACGACAAGUUCCUUUGAAGUCGAUAGCGACAAUCCUGUUUUUAGAGAUGACAUCCACGUGGACUUGUCGAUCUCGAUACCCGGAUGUAAAUAUAUUUGGUCGGUGGCCGGAUAUGACGAUGGCCGGAUGUGGGUAGGUUCGGAGGAUAAAAUGCUUCGUCUGUUGGACAGUUUUGGAAACAUAAGCCGGUGUCUGAAGAUGUCGCAGAGCGCCGUUCACCUAGCCGUACUGACGACUGGUGACGUCCUGUGUAGCAACGGGUACGGGAUAGACAGGUCAGCGGUCAUCCAAAAGGUGUCCUUGAACUUUAACAUCACUACCUUUUCCCGCCUUUCUCCUACUGUUGAGGUGGGGCCUCUAGCUUCUACCAAACGUGGAAAUGUUCUCGUCGGCAUUCGGAACUCCAUCGGAAGAGGCGAGGUGUUACACCUGUCUACGAGUGGAAAGACUAUAAACAAAGUGGCUCAGAUCACGCGAGACAUUGAGCGGAUAACAACAGACGAGGAUGAGAGAGUCUACAUUAAAGACACUGCCUGUAUCUGGAUAAUGAGUCUGAAGGGGGAAUUCCUAAAUCAGAUAGAACUGAAACAUGACUUAAAGGGAAUUCGGGGGAUAGUCUGUGACCGGUUUGGCAACCUUGUUUGCUUUCGCCCGGGGGAUAUAAAUAACAUACGGGUUAUAAAUACUGAAGGGGUGUUGAUUAAGCAGUUCCGCCUCAGUUUGAAGUCUGGAAGUGAGCGAGAUAUAGACAUAGGUUGUAUUGAUAUAAACGAUUGUAUAUGGAUUAAAGAAGAGGAAUCUUUACAGGUGCUGAAGUACCUGGUUUAGGGCCUUCUGUGACUUAAGGCUCAUUGAUCCCCUGAUAGGGGAGACAACUAGCAGGAUUAAUGACUCAUUAUUCACACACACAUUAUCGAGUUAAAUGGCUAUUUCUGUCAAAUUUGCACACUAAGGAAUGCUGAAAAAUUGGCAUUUUAUUAUGUAUAUUUCUUAAAGAAAUACAUUAUAUAUCAUAAAAGUAAAAUUUUAUAACAGUGAACAGCAAGGCGAUGAACCUUAAGAAUCUUCCUCUGUGAUCUUCUAGCGAGUUUUUCUGAAAACAAAACCAGAGAAGCAGUUAAUGGGGUGAAUGAAACUAAAGAUCGUUUACUCCUUUGGUGGUGGGGUUU